Messenger RNA from Haliotis rubra (blacklip abalone), 481 nucleotides. RefSeq names its product FMRFamide neuropeptides-like. Gene Ontology annotation, biological process: neuropeptide signaling pathway. NCBI's taxonomy places the organism in Eukaryota, Metazoa, Mollusca, Gastropoda, Lepetellida, Haliotidae. The transcript is spliced from 2 exons. The record is from RefSeq and is a predicted model, not a curated record. The annotation marks the transcript as partial.
AUGGCAGAUCACAACGUACGGUUCAAUAAACGCUUCCUCAGGUUUGGACGUAAUUUCGGUGAGCCGUUCCUACGCUUUGGUCGAGGUGGCACAUCCGGUCUGGAAGAUACCAUCGACAAACGUUUCGACUCCUACGAGGACAAAGCCUACCUAAGGUUCGGCCGCUCAGACCCCGGAGAAGACAUGCUCAAAUCCAUACUACUCCGAGGUGCCCCCAGCAACAAUGGUUUGCAAUACCGACGUAAGCGUGAUACAGUGGACGAAACAACGGCCAACGACAACGCUCACAGUCGUCAACGUCGGUCGGUGCAGGAACCGUCUGUGGCAUCUGCUGACGCAAUGAAAAGAUCUGAAGAUGCCACUGACGAUUUCCAAGUUCCUCGACUCCGACCGCUUGCUGAUUAUGAAGCUCUGAGUGAGAGGGUCGGCGAUUUAGAAAAACGCUUCAUGAGGUUUGGACGGAAUGGAUGGCUUCACUUCG